AUGGUACAGAACGAUUUGCGAAAUGUGACCUCUGUCUGUGAGCCACGACAAAAUCUAUCAAGUAGAGGGAUCUUUUUUGAUGAUAAUCCGUUUGAUUUCGCAGUUCCAGUCCUUUGCGCACAACUAUCCAUAUCCGCCUUGAUCAAUGCCUUCUUACAACUUGUUCUUUCCCCAGUAGGUGAAACUGCUUUUAUUUCACAGAUGUGGACCGGUAUUGCAAUGGGACCUUCGAUUCUUGGAAAAUUCGGUGCAUUGGCUGCGACGAUCUACCCCAAAAAAAGUCUGUAUUUAAGAAAAACAUUAGGGAACUUCGCAUGCCUUCUCUUCAUGUUCCUCGUUGGAGUCAAAAUGGAUUUGAGUAUGUCUACAAGUUCCUUCCAUGUUAUUGCAUGCCUUUUAGCCGAUUUAAAUCUUCUUAAUUCAGAGCUUGGCCGAUUGGCUACUUCCUCUUCUAUGGUCAAUGGGGUACAUUUCAUGUUGGGGCCUAUGAUUUUAGGCUUGGCUGUACCAGAUGGUUGGCCGUUAGGAUCAGCAAUAGUCGAUAAGCUUGAUUCCUAUGUUUCGUCAAUUCUCUUGCCAAGCUAUUUUAUUAUUGACAUCGAAUCAUAUAAUUCACUGAUUAUAACCAUGGUUUUGAUGACGCAAACCCUCACUCCCAUAGUGAAAUUACUCUACAAACCAUCCAAGAGAUACAUGGGCGUCAACAGGAGGAGUAUCCAGCAUACAAUGGCUAAUGAAGAGCUCCGUUUGUUGGCCUGCACUUUCAAUCAAAACAGCACUCCUUCCAUCAUCAAUCUUCUCGAAGUCUCCCAUCCAAUGCUUAGAAGCCCUAUCUGCUUCUAUAUUGUCCAUCUCAUGGAACUACUAGGCAGAUCAUCUCCAAUUCUCGUGGUGCAUCAAAAAGGCAAAAGGAGUUCUAUUCAUUCCCAUCAUUCUGACCACGUAAUAAACGCUUUCCGGCUAUAUGAGCAACAUAGUCGUGGUAAGGUAAUGGUGCAUCCAUUUACGGCCAUUGCACCGUAUGCCACAAUGCAUGAUGAGAUAUGCAACCUUGCUUUUGAGAAGAGAGUAUCAAUGGUGAUUAUCCCUUUUCAUAAGCGCUGGAUAUUGCAUGGUUCAGAGGAGUGUGACAACCCCAUAAAAGCUGUCAACUUCAAAAUUCUUAAGAAUGCCCCAUGCUCAGUCGGAAUCUUGGUGGAUAAAGGGACAUUAAGUGGGAGGAAUUUAGGGAGUCGAAAACCUUUGUACAGUAUUGGAAUGAUCUUUGUGGGAGGGCCGGAUGAUCGCGAAGCAUUAACAUAUGCCAUGCGCAUGGCGGAACACCCCAAAGUUAGCCUUACAGUUAUUCAGUUGGUUCAGCCUCAUAAAAAGAGUAAUGAGCUUGAUUUUGAUAUUAUCAAACGGUUUAAGAUGCCUAAUAUCCAUCAAAAGCACUAUUUAUAUAGAGAGGAAGUUGUAAAAGACAGUGUGGAAAUGAUAAAUGUGAUUAAAUCACUAGAAAAUCUUUAUGAACUAAUUUUGGUAGGAAGACAGCAUGAAAGUAAUUCGCCAUUGUUUAUGGGACUUACUUUAUGGAAUGAGUAUCCUGAGCUAGGGUACUUGGGGGACAUGCUAGUGUCAUCAGAGUCUGAUUGGAAGGUAUCAGUGUUGGUGGUGCAACAAUAA
Messenger RNA from Quercus lobata, 1665 nucleotides. RefSeq names its product cation/H(+) antiporter 15-like. The coding region runs from base 1 to 1665 and encodes 554 amino acids. The transcript is spliced from 5 exons. Lineage: Eukaryota; Viridiplantae; Streptophyta; Magnoliopsida; Fagales; Fagaceae. Gene Ontology annotation, cellular component: endomembrane system. The record is from RefSeq and is a predicted model, not a curated record. Gene Ontology annotation, biological process: regulation of pH.